This is a messenger RNA of Daktulosphaira vitifoliae (grape phylloxera), 2390 nucleotides long. RefSeq names its product ionotropic receptor 21a (gene Ir21a). Gene Ontology annotation, cellular component: membrane. Gene Ontology annotation, molecular function: ligand-gated monoatomic ion channel activity. The transcript is spliced from 11 exons. Lineage: Eukaryota; Metazoa; Arthropoda; Insecta; Hemiptera; Phylloxeridae. The coding region runs from base 82 to 2175 and encodes 697 amino acids. The record is from RefSeq and is a predicted model, not a curated record.
UUGCCAUUGUAUGACUGUGUUAGAACACAAAAACCUUACUACUAAAAUUGUGUUUAUUCUUAACUCUUUUUAAGAGAUAACAUGAAGUUCUUGACAUUUCGAUUGUUAAUUUUUAGCGUAGUUUUUAAUAAAUACGUUGUAUCUAUUUCUCAUUUAGAAAAUCAUAUAUUGCACUUAAAUGUAGUUCAUAAAGAUAAACAAGAAGUUAAAGUUCUGAGUUCAUUAACUAACAUAGUUAUAAACAAAUAUCUGAGUAGAUGUCAUUUAAAUAUAAUUGUUGACGACUUAUUUGGGAAUGACCGAUACCACAAAGAUGUUUUGAAUUUUGUGUUAUUAUCGAUACAAUCUGUGUCAUAUGAAGUCUACCAUAUAUCUCGGCACUCUGCAAAAGUAAAAACAUCAAAAGUUAGUGAGCCUGGUUGUAGGAAUUAUAUGAUUUUAUGUCAUGAUCUUGAUCAUACAGUUGCCAAAUUUGGAUAUGCCUUUAACAGUAGAGUAUUUGUUGUUACGUCUGAUUCUAAGUGGCAUAUUAAAGAAUUUUUUAAUGGUAAAGUCGCACAACAUCUAAUGGAUUUAUUAGUGGCUGAUGUCGGACCAAUUUUACAUGAAUCAAAUAACGAAAAGGCAGUACCUGAUAUAAAUUUAUACACUCAUGAUAUUUAUGUAGACAGUUUAGGAAAUAGUGUUCAAAAAAUAUUGACCACGUGGAAAAAGAAUCGUUUAACAAGACCAGAAGUAAACUUGUACCCUUCUAAGUUAGAUCAUGGUUUUCAGGGUCACCGAUUUAUAUUGUCUGCCAUCGAUAAACCACCUUUAAUAUUUCGUAGCUCACAUCUCAGACCUGACACAGAUCAAAAUGACAGCAACUAUUGGGAUGGUAUCGAAAUCAGAUUAUUACGAAUGAUAGCUCAAACGUUAAAUUUUACAUUAGAUAUACAUGAUGCUAGUUUUUCCAAAGAUAUGAUGAAUGAGCCUGAACAACGUAUUAUUAAUGAUUUAAUAGAAAAAAAAGCGGAUUUUGGACUUUCAGGAAUUUACAUAACUAAUAGUCGUUAUCCAAUAGUCGACUUUUCUCCAGUUCUUGUGCGAGAUUGUGGUACAUUUCUUUCAUUGGGCUCUUUUGCGCUGUCCAAGUAUAGAGCAAUAUUUGGUCCUUUUCAUUGGAGUAUUUGGUUUAUGGUAUUAUUUACAUACAUUUUAGCUAUUUUCCCUAUAGCUUUUACUAACAAUCAAAACGUUAAAAUGUUGUGUAAUACUCCUAAAGAAAUAGAAAACAUGUGUUGUUAUAUGUUUGGUACAUUCACUAACCUUUUUACAUUCAAAGGAACGAGAUCGUGGACUAAUACCAAAACAGGAUCUACUAGACUCUUCAUCGGAACAUAUUGGAUUUUCACAAUAAUAAUCACCACUGCUUACACUAGCUCUAUAAUUGCAUUUAUUACUUUACCCGCACAACCAAUGACUGCGGAUACUUCAUAUGAGUUGAUGCAAGAGAAAUAUAGGACCAUAACAUUAAAUAAAGGUGUAUGGAAAAAAUACCUCAAUGCAACUGAUGAUAUUGUGUCAAAGGAACUGUUUAAAAACGUUAAAUUCAUGACCACCUUGGAAGAUGCCAUGGACUUUAUUGUCAAAACCCGAUUCAUACUGGACUACGCGUUUCUGGGCUCCAAAAUUUCUCUCACCUAUUUGUCUCAGAGCAAUUUUAUAGAAAAGUAUAACAAUCGUAAAAUUUUCUUUCACGUCGGAUCCGAGUGUUAUAUUCCUUUCAAUAUAGGGUUGGCGUACAAAAAAAAUUUUCAGUUUCGUAACUUAUUUGGUGAUAUUAUACUACGAUCUCAACAAAGUGGAUUAUUGUAUAAAAUAAAAAAAGAUAUAGAAUGGGAAAUCAUUCAAGGUUCAAAGACAAAACAAUCUUUGACGUAUAAAACAAAACCUGUGGAUCGACAACUCACGUUGGAUGAUGUUCAAGGGAUGUUUGUGCUUUUAGUUGUGGGAAUGCUUGUUGCGAGUUUCAUGUUAACAAUUGAAUAUGCAGUUCGGUGGUGGACCAAAAAACAAAAAGCACGAAUUAUAUUUCCAAAACCUCCAUUUAAAACUUCUCGUUCUAUGUCUAUGAUACCUUCUAUUCAGAGCAUACCUCUUCCAGAUAAUCAAUUUAGACCAUUAUCUAACUAAAACUUUAAGAAUAUAAGAUUUAUUUAUAACAUUCAUGAUAAAAGUUAUUGAUACAAUUAUAUUUUAUCUUAGCAAAAAUAAUUAACAUAAUGAUUUUAUCUUAUCUAUUAAAAUAGAUUCAUGAAAUUAAAAAGUAAAAUAUUUAUUUUCUCAAAAAAAAAAAAAGAAUUUUAUACAUAUAUACACACUGGAACAGAAUUUAUAUAUGAUCUACC